AUGUCCUCCCACAACCACCUCCAGGGAAACUCCUCCCUCAGCGACUCCAGCCCCGGCCACUGGAUCACGGGCAGCUACACGGGCAACAGCAACGGCGUGCGCAUAACGAUCGCGACCUUCAUCGGCGUAGCCUGGUACAACGUCGCCGAGCUAAUUGUGCUCAUCUUCCUAACCUUCAAACGCUAUGAAGGCCCCUACUUCUGGAGCAUGCUGAUAGCCAGCCUCGGCAUCUACCCGUACUCGAUCGGCUACCUGAUGAAAUUCUUCGACCUGACCUCCGCCACCUGGCUCCCGGUAACCCUCCUCACAAUCGGCUGGUGGGCAAUGGUAACCGGUCAGUCAUUUGUGCUGUAUUCGCGCCUGCAUCUGGUCAUCCAGAACAUGCGCGUUCUGCGUCUGGUGCGGGCGAUGAUCGUCGUCAAUGUUUUCACGCUGCAUGUGCCGACGACGGUGUUGACGUAUGCGGCUAAUUUCUCGAGAUCGCCUGCUUCGAUUGCCGGGUACGAUGUUAUGGAGAAGUUGCAGUUGACCGGGUUUUGUGUGCAGGAGGUUAUUAUCUCUUGUUUGUAUAUGUGGGAGACCAAUCGCAUGCUCAGGUUGUAUCAGGAUCAUGUUAGUCGGAAGACGAUACUGCAGUUGUUGGCUGUCAAUGUUGCGUGUAUUCUGAUGGAUAUUGCCUUGAUGAUUAUUGAGUUUAGGGAUUUUUAUAUCUAUCAGACGACGCUCAAGGCGACUCUGUAUAGUGUCAAGUUGAAGUUGGAGAUUGCUGUGCUGGGGAAGUUGGUGAAUAUUGCCCAUCAGCACAUGUGGAGGUCGUCUUCCUUUGUUACGGCUGGUGGGCAGUAUCCUUCUUUUGUCGAUCCCAGUCGUGCUGUGCAUGAUUUCAAUCAUCCCGAAUCGUUGGCGCCGAGUUCGGCGAAGGGUCGCAUUUCUGGGUCUGAAGCUUUGGAUAUGGAUAUUCGAUGA
Molecule: messenger RNA, 966 nt
Organism: Penicillium bovifimosum
Lineage: Eukaryota; Fungi; Ascomycota; Eurotiomycetes; Eurotiales; Aspergillaceae
Exons: 1
Coding region: 1-966 (321 amino acids)
Source: RefSeq, a predicted model, not a curated record